AGUGUUUGUAUUUUAGGAGAAGGGGUAGUCAUCUCGGUUGCUUUCAGCCUCCUCUGGAAAACUAAAAACCUUCCUCUAGCAAGUGAAAGAGGACUUACCCUAGUUUUAGAAGAGUUAGAUGUGCAUUUCUACUCAUCCUUUCUAAAUUAGCCAACCAUUGUUUGAGGUAAAAGGAAGAAAAUCCUCUUAGGCGGACAGCGGGUGUUUGUUUAGUGUGCAGCGUGAUCUGGUUUGAAGCUAAGCUAACUGCAGAUGUGAUGGAAGACUUCAGCAGGAUGAUGGUGAGAAAGGUCUUUAUUCUGCAUAAAUCUGACUGUUUAUCUCUUAAUAAUGCAAAGACAAAUGCUGCAGAGAGGAAGGUAAAAGCAGGACAAACUUGAGCGUCUGUUUCCACACAGACUGAGUGAGUUUAUUUAAAUGUAUUUCUGCUACUAAAGCCAACUUUUAUCCUCCCACGUUUUGAUCCCACGUGAUUAUUGCGAUAAAAACUUUAAAAAUUAACAUAAAGUCACUUUAAUCUCUAAAAUACAAGUAAAACUGCAAUUCAACUCUAAAUAUUCAUUUUGAACCGAACUUUUCCUCUCAGUAAAUAAAGUUUAGUUGUAGAUUUUGUCGUUUUUCUUUGUUUAAAGUCGUGAUAAAACUUUUUAAAAUCACUGUAGAGUGUUUAAAAGUUUAGGGAAGCCUUGUAAUUAAGUCAGUUUUUGAGUCUGAACACACAAAAAAUUGUUUUAUUGUUCAUGUUAAUUGUCUGGCUCUUUUUCUUUUGUUUUUAAUUUUACUGUACAGCACUUUGGUCAGCGCUUUGUUGUUUUUCAAUGUGCUUUAUAAAUAGACCUGGAUUGAAUUGGAUAAAAAUAACAAAAAUCAAAGUUUUACACAAAACUUCACAAGAUAUCAGUUAUCACUAAUCCUCUAAUACUUGAAGUAAAUCCUGGGUAUAGUAAACAAUCACCACUUUUUUCUACAUUUUAUGACUUUUUAAUAAGUUUUUGCAUUAAACUUGAGCUGCAGGAUAAUGAAAAUAAACUACUGGUUUUCUUUUUUUAGAACAUUUCUGCAGCAUAUUUUAUCAGUAAAAAGAAACAGGAAUUUAUUUGACUUAAUGUGAGUUUUUUUAGUGUUCAUAAGCAGAAAGAAACUUAAAGGUGGGGUAGGCAGGAAUCUGUUAAAGAAGCAUUUUUUUUGUGGUGUUUAUACAUAAAAACUUUAAUAUCAGUCAAUAGUUAUUAGUUAUUGAUGAUUGGUAAUAUAACGAUAUCGCUGUGUUUUGUUAUGUCUGUGUAGUCAACAUUUGAACAUUUUUGAGUGGUCCGCUCUUUCUGACUGUAAACAAGGCCGUUCAGUUUCCUCCUGGGGAUUAUUGAAGUAUUUCUGAUUCUGAUUCUGAAAUGUUGUUGUAUGGACUUCAUCCAAAUGCCUGAAACCAUAAACCUUUGUUAUUGCCUUUCUCAGAUGUCCUCUGACCACCUGGUGGUUGGAGGCGUACCUGCAGGAGGGAUGGACGGGAUCACUGUGGUCAGGAUCGAUGACACACACAUCGCAGAGGAGCAGUCUGAUGUCAGGACGAAGGUCAGAGAGGGAGCAACAGCGUACUACGAGAUGGGGUACACGCUGGAGGGGGAGGAGGCGGCUGAAGAGGAGGAGGAGGAGGACAACAGUGUUUAUGUCAUUGAGUAUUCAAAUCCUGAAGAGGAGGGACAGAGUUACCAGUUCACCAUGUCUGUGGACAGAUCGCUGCCUCCUAAGAAGCCGAUUAUCAAACAGUCUGUGGUGAGAGAGAGCACCAAAGCAGCUCUACCUGUGGCGUCCAACCUGAAGAGGCCGCAGAGGCCGAGGAAAGUGCCAAAGAGGAUAAGGCCGAUAGAGGAAGAGGAUGUGAAAAAGGAGCCGAUUUUGAGCAACAAGUGCGUGUUGGAGCUCGGCGAGGACUACAGCGACAUGAUGAAAAAUAACGAUGGGAAAACAAUCAUUUGCUCGCUCUGCCCGCCGCCCGGCAGGUUCUUCAAGAAAGCUUCAGGUUUGGCUAUUCAUUUGAAACAGAUGCACAACAUGGAGGGGAAGAAGACCUUCUACUGCAUGUGGUGCAAACAAAACGUUCGCUCUCAGGUCGAACUGGACGCCCACACAAAACGCCACGCCAACCAGGAUGCCGUCUUCACCUGCUACAUCUGCUCCACAGAAAAAGAGAGUCAAUCAGAGGCCGGGGAGAAGGUCUUCAAAGGGAACAAGUGGGGUCUGAGGAAACACCUGGAGAAGGAGCAUCCAGGUAUCAUCCCUCCCUGUCACUUCUGCCACAGAAGCUUCAAGUCGCUUGUGUCGUACCUCGCGGAUCAGUUCAGACAUGUUGGCGUGACACCAUACCACUGUGCGAGGUGUCAGAUCUACGAGAUCACAGAGAGGGGUCUGAGGGUUCACAUCAAAAACCACGACAAGCCGAGGAAGAGGAAACGGGAACAACCAGCUGAAAACCUGUCUGAGGUGCCAGAGACCCCCGCCGUGGAUAACUCGGCCACAGACGACUCUGACUUCUGACACGUAAACGGAUAUAUAUCUGACCGAGACUUAAGACUCAAAAACCAGCAACUCAGUGACCUCCUGUUCGUCAGACUGAUGCAUCAGCGACUAACGUACAUGAACCUUGAACUCUUGAACAUUUAUAAAAGUAGGAUUUUAUUUUCAGAUUUUGUUUUUCUCAAAUAUUUUCUCAAGUGUUUGAUAACUGCUGCUGUGGUGGAGUGUUUUUGCUUUUUCAGAAAAAUGUGAAACUCUCGUAUUUGAUGAUCUUAAACUGAAAACUCUAAUUCAGAGAUUGUUUGAACUGUGUGAUAAAAAAGACGGAUCAAAAGUUUGAUGAACCAGAAGGUCAUAACUGUAGAAGUCUGAUGUAUGAAAAGGUUAAUCAUGAAAAAAAAAAUGUCAACGUAAAAAGUCAAAAUUCAGAUUAUAUCAUGUUAAACUCAUGAGGCUAAAAAGUCCCAAACUUAAAAAGUCUUAAUGAUGGAGGAUGACGGAAAUUAUUUCAGUUACGACUAAAUCAGAAAUUUUCUGUUAUUAGACUUUUUGUUUUAUAUCAAAGUCAUGACUCUUUAUAAUGGUCACAUGACUUUUAUCCCAUAAUAAGGACUUUUUGUCUCAUACUUUGGUAACGUUGUCACUUUGUCUUUUCUUGUUAUUCAGACGUUCUACCUCUUUGUUUGGACUUUUACCCCAUUGUUAUGAUUUUCUUCUCAUGGUUUAACACUAAUGCGAGAGAAACACUAAAAGAGGUCUAUGAAGAGAUGUGUAAUUAAACUAUUAUUAUAUAAUAUUAUUUUCUUUUUUUAUCCAAAAAUAUUCUCACUAAAUAAAAAAGUGAUAGACAGACAGAUGUAUGAUUGUAUUUUGGUCUAAAGAGCAGAAUCUCCUUGACUUCUGACUGCUUGGAAAUUUGUCUAAAUGUUCAGUCCUGUUACAAACCCAAGAAAACACUAAAAUACACCUGAGGUUUAGUGCAUUAACACUGAUAUGCUGUUGUUGAUGAGCAUUGAGUAGUGAAGGUGUCUUUAUCAGCAGUUUGUUUGAAAUUAGAAGUCUGUGUUGUGUUUCAUUUUUUUACUUUUUGUUGUAAAAGUUUGAUUCAGCAACACAUUUUUUUUAACUUUUAUGACAUCAUUAAAGGGAAACGCCACUAA
Messenger RNA from Xyrichtys novacula (pearly razorfish), 3674 nucleotides. The record is from the annotation of a GenBank genome assembly. Lineage: Eukaryota; Metazoa; Chordata; Actinopteri; Labriformes; Labridae.